CGACAGACAUAACCUGACACGAGGAGUGUCGCCGACCGAAUGUCAUAAUGGCUAAUUUUUUCCAUCAAAAUUUUUGAACAAACUGGGCAAUACUACAAUUCAAAGCUCGUUUAAUAUAUUAGAGCAUAAUUAAGAUAUUUGGAACUCGGACGGCGUUUGAGUUGGUGGGGUUUACAUAAUUUUCACAAAAUGGGCAUUCCAAUAUAUGUUGAAGAUGAGAUCGGCAAGAAAUGGGAUAGAUGUAUAACAGAUGGUUUACUUAAAUUUUCGUCUGGCUUGCUAAUAGGUGGGUUGUUCUCAGUACUCUUUUUUAAAAAGAAAAGGUGGCCACUUCUUAUGGGUUCUGGAUUUGGUGUUGGAAUGGCUUACUCAAACUGUGAGAAAGAUCUAAAUGCCACUGUAACAGCCGCUGAGAAAUGUCUAUAGACCAUUAAGUGUAGUGAAAAAGUAGUAAAUAAUUUAUCAUAAAUUAUUUAAAUCCACCUGUAGCAGUGGUUUUGUUGAGUUCAGAUAAUAAACACUCUUUUUAUCUA
Molecule: messenger RNA, 533 nt
Organism: Coccinella septempunctata (seven-spotted ladybird)
Lineage: Eukaryota; Metazoa; Arthropoda; Insecta; Coleoptera; Coccinellidae
Product: MICOS complex subunit Mic10-like
Exons: 3
Coding region: 190-426 (78 amino acids)
Cellular component (GO): mitochondrion; MICOS complex; mitochondrial inner membrane
Source: RefSeq, a predicted model, not a curated record